Molecule: messenger RNA, 714 nt
Organism: Racocetra fulgida
Lineage: Eukaryota; Fungi; Glomeromycota; Glomeromycetes; Diversisporales; Gigasporaceae
Source: the annotation of a GenBank genome assembly
AUGACACAAGAACCUGGGCAAAUUACCAGUCAAUCUUGCAAUGAAUUAAUAUCAACAGUUCACAAGAUGAACCUGAUAUUGAGUUACAUGAACAUGGAAGAAGAGGAAGAUAUGUGUGUUAAAAAUGUGGACAAAUAUGAUGGGAUGGCUGGAAGAAGUAAAGACAUAAUUGCAAAUGUGAUGAUUAACAAAAAAAUCACUGGAUUAGAGACAGAAAACACUAAAGAAAAUGAUAUUGAAAGUAAUGAAUCAAUUAGUGAGGUAGAUUAUCAAAAGUUGGAUGACUUGGAAGCUGAAGUCAACCGGUUGUUGUCAGAUAUGAAGAAUAGUGAUGGUGAAUCUGCAGAUGUCUGGUGUGGUAAUGAGACAUAUGAUUUUGUUAAUAAAGAGAUUAGUUUAAUUGAUUUUGAUGAAUCCGAUCAGAUGGAUGAAAGGGAACCUGAAAGCAUGUUUAAUGUGUUUAUUGAAAAAGAUUUAAUUGAUAUUGGUAGUGAAGUGAUCUUGUACGUUAAAUUCGCUGAAACAAAGUUUGAAACAAAUGUAGUACUAAAAAGAGAGGAGAUAGUGGAAGAUCUGUUGAAAGUAUUGAGGAAUGAUGACUCUGAUGAAUUUGAUUGUGAUAGUGAUUCAAAUAUACAACUUGAUAUUAAGAGUGGUGAUCAAAUAAUGAGAAGUGUAUUCAAUCGAGGAAAAGGGAUCAUUAGUAAAAAGUAA